Molecule: messenger RNA, 477 nt
Organism: Striga hermonthica
Lineage: Eukaryota; Viridiplantae; Streptophyta; Magnoliopsida; Lamiales; Orobanchaceae
Source: the annotation of a GenBank genome assembly
AUGUCCAAUCCUAGCAGCUGGCUCUCACAACCCUACCACACCGACUUUUUCACCGUUGGACAAACGGAAAGUACCCCUCCAACGGCCGCCGCCCCCGGGGCCUCCAGGAACGGAUUCAGCCUCAGCCCCGACCGUGGCCGCGUGGCCAAGCCGGCCCGCCGCCGGUCGAGGGCUUCACGCCGGACUCCGACCACCCUGUUCAACACCGACACGGCCAACUUCAGGGCCAUGGUGCAGAGGUUCACCGGGGGUCCCUCCGCCGCGUACGCCGCCGAACCUCAGCUCCCGAGCGGCGGUGGGCUCAACUUCAUCGAGCAUAUGACUUCCGGCGGGGGUCGGCCGGCGGCGCUCGGCAUUGGAAGUCAGUAUCCGAGCCAGGAGAUGAUGUUCUUGUUGGGCGGCGGCGGAGGGCCGGCGCCCGCACCGGCGCCGGAACCUGAGAAUGUGGAUAGGAGUUAUGAAAACUAUUUUAGCUAA